This is a messenger RNA of Xyrichtys novacula (pearly razorfish), 6676 nucleotides long. The record is from the annotation of a GenBank genome assembly. Lineage: Eukaryota; Metazoa; Chordata; Actinopteri; Labriformes; Labridae.
AUGCUGUUUCAGGCUGGUUUAAAAAAAUGGAGAGCAAGAUUUUGAUCUUUCUGGUAACUUUGCAAGGUAGGAAACGCAUUCAUUUUUUUUAACCUUUGGUGAAACGGAUAUCCAAUGUUAGCUUAGAAAAACCAAAACGCGUGAACUUUUGAACUAGAUCUGAAAAUGAAACUUCAUACUUUUACAUAAUUUAUAAAAAUAAAGAAAUAAAUAAAAGACAAUAACACAGCAUUUUUUCUGCCAGUAGUUCACACUGUAGCAUGAUAAUAAAUCAAGAAAUUUUAAAUAGAAUGUAACCCAUAUAAAAGUUAAAAUAAAAUGCGCGGAAAAAUUAACAUCAUGCUUUAAAAAACUUGAAAUUAGAUUCCUUUUAAGCAUUUAAACUAAACAAGUUUUUUUAUUAUUAUUAUAUAUAUAUAUAUUUUGUGUUAUCUGUGAGCUGCGGCAACAAAAUGAGUCAUCUCACCUUAAUAAAACUGACUGCAACCAAUGCAACAAUAAUGAUGUGAAAACUAUCCAAUUUUUGUAAAUGCGUCACAUUUCCACUUGAUAAAGCUCAUGUUUACUGAAUAGCAAGAUGAGAUUCAAAAAAGUACAAAACUGUAGUAAGGUGGAAUCCAAUUAGGAGCUUUUAAGUGGAAUACCUGUUUCAUUGUUGUGCGCACAUCCAUGUCAGAGAUAUAAAUGUCCAGAAAUAAUGUUUCAACAUUCAUGUUUUCAUGAACUUUUUGGGAUGAAUAUCGUGUCAUCUGAAUUUUUCUUCAAGAAUAACAGGAUUGGUCACCUGUUCAUGCUUGGGGUACUUAAUGGGUCUACUUUCCGUCCACCACUUUGAUGAUGAAGUUUUAUUUUUUCACCACAACAGGUUGCGUUUGUUCACAAAGGGAAAAUAGUGAUUUGAGAGUUUGAUUGUUGUUGUUAAUCAGACUCAGUGAGAUAAAAAGCAACAAUUGGUCCAUAAAUUAUGUUUCUUCCUUGUUUUGCCCGUAGGUGUGUGGAGCUGGAAUGUGGUCGCCAAGGAUCGGUGUGCUUUAAAAGGAGCAUCAGUGGUGAUAGAGUGCCAGUAUGACUAUAAUCUCUUUUAUAUUGUCACUUCAGUGCAGUGGAGUAAAAGACUGCACAUGUCUGGGAACCCCAAACUGGUCCCCCUUUCUCAGAUCUCGUCAGUCCAAGGUCGCUUUAAAUAUGUGGGUGACAAGAGUUCUAACUGCGGUCUGCAGAUCAACGAUGUACAAGAUUCUGACAAAGGACUGUACGUUUUUGAAUUUUGGACAACCCUAGGAGGACCUUACACCAGUGAAAAACCAGCUCAAUUAACUGUGUCAGGUAAUAGAAGGAUAAAAACGUCUAACAUCUCUCUGGUCUGUUUGGUUUUAGUUGAAAGGUUUCUGUUAAAAUGUUUUUUGUUUGUGUUUCUGAAUCAGACUUGGUCGCCGUUGUUCAUCCCAGCACUGUGACUGAGGGAGACAAAGUCAGUCUGACCUGCAAGUCAGACUGUCUCACACCUGUAAAACCGGUCUGGUUCAGAGAUGGAAAAUUUGUGUCUAGAGAUGUCUUCUUGGCCAGAGGAGAGGACGGUGGGAGGUAUUACUGUGCAGUAUCUGGACAAGCGAGAGUCAGAUCGGCCUCUGUGGUUCUUAAUGUUCGAUGUAAGCACUCAAACAGAGAUAUGCACGGUUUAUUCAAAGUAGACCUACCUGCAGUGUCAUGUGUUUCACUUACACCUAAAAGAAAUCUUUGGUUUCCUCACUCAGAUGCUCCCAGGAGAGUCUUACUGUCAGUGAACCAAUCACCAGAGGUCAUUAAAGGUGAAGCAGUGACUUUCACCUGUAGCAGUGAUGCAAACCCAUCUGUGACGCAGGGCGGUUACAGCCUGUACAAAGAUGGACGUCCCGUAAGCACAGGGUGGACUUACACAAUCUCUCACGUCCAGCCGAGUCACAGCGGACUGUACCACUGUCAGGCCUGGAAUAACAUCAGCAGGUCGGGAACAGACCUGUUUAACUCCACCGAGGUUCAUCUCGAUGUCCAGUGUAAGUGUGCUGUCUUAUACACAGAAUUGUUUUCUUUUUCUUUCUUUUUUUCUGGUUUGAUUCGUCCAAGAUACUGUAAUGCUGCUGCUCACACAAAGAAACCACUCAGGUAGCAAGUUGUUGUGCUUGUGCAAGAGAAAAAAAAGUACAGUGAUGUAACAGUCAUUGCAGUAACACUCAAAUCAGGAAACAAUUCACAAUUUAAAACUUCCCCUGUUCGAUUACAGUUCCUUUCUGCCUUGACAGUAUGUCUGUAAAUAAGUUUCUCCUGGUAAAAACUUCCUUUUUUUGAAAGUACUUGUGAAAGUGCGAUAACAACUUUUGACUUGGGUUGCCAAACCGAGGGGUGUCUGCGGUCUAUUCAUCCACAAACACACAAAUUAACAGCAUUUAUCAUCUUAUUUUUUGCUAUUAUUUUCAACAAAUAUCCUAAAGUUGCUAUAUUCUUGUGUUUAUAUUUUAUUUUAUUGAACAGAAAUACAAAGAGGCUACACUAAGACACAUUCAACUUAAAUCUUUAAAGGCUAGGAAAAAAAGACAUUUUUCCAAGUCAACAUUUGAGGCUCCAACCAAAGAAAAAGUCCAGAAUUUAAAAACAAAGACAGACACGAACAUCCUGAUACAACACAGCAGCUCAUCACAAGACACACGAAGGCCGCUCUUUGGAAAAUUUCCACCUCACAAAGCCACAGUCCCUACAAACCUUCAUUCAAAGCUUUUAAAAAGGAAACUGCAGUAUGGCAGGGGGUUUUUCUCUACACUACAUUGUCUACUUGCAGGAUUUUUGAGGUCCUUAAAGUCCCACUCCAUUGUUUUUUGUUUUUUUUUUUUACUACUUCAAGUGUUCUCAGUGGUCUUUAAGUUGUGAAUUAGCGAUUCACCUCUGAGUCGUGGGCGGAGACAGCACUGCUCUGCACACUUCUCUUUAUGCUAGUUUGCAGCCGAACAUUGCCGGUGUAGUAGAAAUGGCAGGUAGCAUAGGAGUUAUUCAGCUCUGGGACACUAAUGUCUUUGAGGGCAUCAUGAAAGCUAAUAUCACAAUCAACUUUCUUACAAGCGUUGCAAUCCGCUAACGCACACGCUUGUUCAGCUAUCGUCCUCGCUACUUCUCACAGUCUGGCCUACAGAGCCUGGCUCUGGGGGCGGAGCUUGGAUUUGUGACAUAGGAAAUCUCACUGUGUCUGAGCCUGCUGUUUGGGUCUGCCAGAGGGUCACUGUGAUUUGAAUGCAGAAAUACUCAGAAAUGCUAUUUUGCACUUAUUUUUCUCAUUAUGUGUCCUGUAGCAUCAGAAAAAUGCAACAUGAACAUGUGGACAACAAGAAAAACAUGUUUUUCAUUGAAGUGGGUUUUGAAGAGAUGAGUGUACGUUGUGAGGAAAGAAUAAAAAGGCAGCUCUGUCUUGUAAAUUAUGUCUUCAGGAGAGUGCUGUCAGUGCCUUUGUUAACAUAGAUUUUUUUUGUUUCUUUGUUUUUUCCUUUUUUAGACCCUCCAGAAAAUAUUUCCGUUUCAAUGACCUCUCCUCAUGUGACUGAGGGCAGCGGUAUGAAUCUGACCUGCAGCAGCUCUGCUAACCCUGCAGCUGUAAACUACACCUGGUUCAGGAGGAUAUCUUCUCCCAACUCCAGCUCUCUGCUCCAGGUGGGGUCAGGACAGGUGUUGUCUCUGCCGUCUGUGGAGGCGUCCCAUACUGGACUCUACCUCUGCCAGGCCAGGAAUACACUGGGGGAGAACAACUCCACAGAGGUGCUGCUAACAAUGGCGGCGGAAAACUCUGGUUUGUCCAAUAACAGACACAAAUAAUCUUUUUGAAAGAUUGACUUUCAAAUGUUUAGAAACUCUGAUAUUUUAACGUUAUUCAUUCAUUUAACAUUUACACUAAUCUAACCUCAUUUUAUGUGUCUCCAAAGGCAUUCAGUCUGUCCUAGUCUUAGCUGGAGUUGGAGUCUUUCUCCUUCUGUUGCUGCUGUUCGCUCUUCUGUUUUUCUGGUGAGUCAAAGUGUGACCUGAUGACUCGUCAUUUUCACCCUAUAUAUGGGCAUAUUUGAUUUUUCAUGAUGAGUAAUAUUUCUCAUGUUUACCCAAUUUUACCACCACUGCCUGUGUAAUGGUGUGUGGUUUAUGUGUCAUCUGGGUGAGUUCAAUUCUGUAGCGACCUUUAACCCAGUUGUUCUUCUCAUCUGUGUCUUAGAGUCAGUGAUGGGAUUUCACUAUAAAAGCUUUUGAUAUUUUAACAUUCUGAUUCAGUGAUUAUGAUAUAAGCAAAUGAUACUUUUAUUUAUUAAAAUGUAUCACAGACUAGUAUAAUAAUAUAGAUGCUGAUAAAUGAUAUAUACUCUGCCCUGACUCUAUGUUUAAAGCUGAUAAAUUUGAAGUUAUGGAUGAAGAACUAGGCUUCCUCACUCAGGAACUCUGGGUAGGUUCACCGAUGAACCUUUGACCCACACUGAAAACAUUUCAAAUUUACAUACAAUAUGUGUGUCAUACAUUUCCACACAGCAAGGACAUUGCCAGUCAGUAUCUGUGUAGUAAGCAACAGUUGUAGAGGUGUCAAACGCUUGUGUUUCCCAACUUCCCGUUCCUGUUGAGUGAUGCAAAAGAUUAUACAAACGUGUUUUUUCUUGUUUUGUUUGGUAAUAUAUUAGUUUUAUUUUUUUUUAUCUUGCUAGGAGGAAAAAGAUGACCUAUGGAAAAAAAAGAGUGAGUACAUCUGAUCAGAUUUGUCAUUAAAGAGGUAGCAUAGAUUGAAAAAGGACCUUGAAAUAGGAUAUCAGUCAUUCAAACUGCCUACCUAAACUUCUGAGGCUAAUUACUGCUAACGACAAUGUCAGAGAUGCUGAAAACGUUUCUUAAUCUGUUGAACAAGAUGCCGUAAAUGCUGGUGUUGUUCUCUCAUAUUUAAUGUGAACAUCUUGUGACUACAUUCUUAGAUAACAUCAUACACAACACCUCCAGCAGGGAAGUUUGAGCACUUCAGUGACUGAAGAUCCAUUGGACAACAUUUACAUGAACACCAGCGCGCUAUCAUCCUCUCCUCGAUCAAAGACGGGGUCCCGCAGCAAACGAGAUGCCAACAUGGUGCACAAACAUGUAUUUUCAACACAUCUCCACUCCCAUCAAUCAAAUACCUGUGUGUCGAGUGAAUUGACGCUUUUCUUUCUCUUUAGGCUCAAACAUCUCAGGGGGAUGACGUUACAUACACAGAAGUGACCAUCAAACCUCAGGGGGAUGAUGUUACAUACACAGAAGUGACCAUCAAACCUAGAAACCCUCAUCCUCAACUUCUCAAGAACAACAACAACAGGGCAGUGAGGGACUCUGGGUAAGUUCACUGGCACUAAGAAUAAUAAAACAUGGCAUAGUUAAGUUUUAAGUAUUUACAUUAAUGGGAUGUUUAUUAUUAUUAUUAUUAUUAUUAUUAUUAUUAUUAUUAUUAUUAUUAUUAUUAUUAUUAUUUUAAAUCAAUUUAUUUAAGUUUCUUAAAUACAUAUAAAAUAAAGAGCUGCAUAAAUCUGUUAUUCUGAAAAUAAUUUAGUUUAUGUCAUUGAGAUAUGAUGAGCUGUGGAUCAAUCAAGUUUCAUUUCGUUAGAAUUCAUGAGAUAGAAACAAAUUGGAGUUAUUAAUGAUGAAUAUAUAAGUCUUCAUUAUUUAUUCUAAACAUAUUGAGUUUAUUGGUAUUAUUACAUAAAUCCAAUUCAUAAUUGUUUCAUUUAUAUUUGAAAGACAAAUAUGCAACACAUAUCUAAGUAAUUCAAAUGGAUGGAAAUGUUGUAUUCAAUGAGGCCAAAAUAUUUCUGAGUGUGGCAACCUUUGACCUACACUGAAAAACAUGACAAAUUUACAUACAAUAUGUGUGUCAUACAUUCCCACAUACCCCCCGCCUAUGAUAUCAUUCAGGAUUAGGAUAAUUUCAUUUUUUCAAGUAAUAAAUACAUUAAAUACUGUUUAAUAUUCACUCUAAAUUAGCAUCACACAGUUUUUUAAUGUGUAAUCACUCCACUCUGGAUCAGAUCAAAUGUACUCAUCCUAAAGUUUGGAAACACCAUCAACUCAAAAAGGGAAAUCAAGGCCAAGACAUCGAUGAGUCAUGAGGCAUCACUGCAGCUGUGAAUAACAGCUCAUGUGUUUAUCGUAAGAGAGGCUAAAAAAUAACAGGAAACAUCAUUUCCUUCUCAGGUCCAGAACAGGAGAGAACGAGGACUCAGUGAUCUACUCCACAGUGACUCGAUCCCGCUGAGGAUGACCGUCACCCGUCACUCCUUUGACUUGAGUUAAUUUAUCAGGAAAAUAAUAAGUUCAUGUGAAGCUGUCUCUCAUAAAGGUUCAAAAUUCUACGUUUUGGACUCUUACAGGGUCUAAAAGCAUGUGAAAUGCUUCUUAAACUGUAAAGCUUUAAUGACUGCUUCAUUUUUUUCUCUAAAACUUCUGACAAUGAAAAUUACAUUGUCUUUCUGUUGUUUACAUACACUAGUUUGUUCAGUGUCUUUCAUAAUAUAUUUAUAGAUAUUUAACUUAGGCCUAGGUAUUUUUGAUAAGCUCAUGUAGUAAAUUUUAUUUAAGUUUGCUGUGUAUGUGGAUUCAGUUUUGUUACAAUAUUAAAGAUACUGGUAUCUAAAAAUAAAGACAUCUUUUUCUCAGUGUGAAA